ACAUUAAUACAACUCGUGUAAUACCAUAGUAUGCGCUAAAACAAUUUAGGUAACACACUUUGAACGCUAAUUUUUGUCAGUCAGUACCAUUUCUCUAUCAAAAGAAGUAAGAUCAACGUUGUAACUACAUUAUGGAUUCUUCGUCAAGUUCAUCUGACAGUGAUUGGAUAGAAGAAAUGGAAGAAACGGUUGUAGCAACAUAUAUUUUAGAUCAAACCUAUAAGAACCGUCGAUUUUGGGUUCACCCAAUCAACAAGGAAAGGGAUGAAAAAGGCAUAUUUGUUAACUUAUUUCCACAGUUAAUAAAUGACCCGGAAAAGUUUCAUCAAUACUUUCGUAUGUCGUAUGGUCAAUUUACUGAUUUACAUAAUUUGAUAAAGGACGAUAUUAAAAAGCAAAAUACACAAUUUCGGACACCGGUUCCAUCUGAACAGAGAUUAGCUGUGUGCUUAAGAUUUUUGGCUACCGGGGAAUCUUAUAGGUCUUUAGCUUUUAGUUUUCGUCUGGGAUUUAGCACAACCAGAGAAAUCGUUGAAGAAGUCUGUGAAGUCAUCUGGAAAACAUUAAGACCAAUUUACAUGCCGAAACCUACCAAAGAAGAUUGGCUUAAAAUUAGCAGAGAAUAUAAAGAAUUAUGGAACUUUCCCAAUUGCAUUGGAGCUCUCGACGGUAAACAUAUCAAUAUUCAAUGUCCCAUAAAUGGUGGAUCGGCAUAUUUUAAUUAUAAAGGAAGUAAUUCGAUCGUAUUACUUGCUUUGGUAGAUGCUCACUAUAAAUUUAUAACUAUUGAUGUGGGUUCUUAUGGUCGAAACUCUGAUGGACAUGCGUUAGCUAAAUCCGCAUUAGGAAAAGCAUUAGAAAACGGUACAUUAGAUGUUCCACCUGAUACACCAAUUGAAGAAAAUGGAGACCCAAUUCCGUACGUAAUAGUUGCAGAUGAGGCGUUUCCAAUGAAGUCAUAUCUUAUGAGACCAUAUAGCAGGGCAACUUUAGAUGGAAAUGAAGGAAAUAAAAUUUUUAAUUACAGGCUUUCUCGUGCAAGACGUGUUGUGGAAAAUGCAUUUGGAAUACUUUCAAAUCGUUGGAGAGUAUUCCGAACAAAUAUUCAAAUACAACCGAAAUCCGUAGACAACAUAGUACUUGCUGCAUGUUGUCUUCAUAAUAUGUUAUGCCAAAGCCAUGAUUUCCAAUUGGAUGAAAUAAAUAAUUAUGAAAGUACCCAAGGUUUUGUAAAUAUGGUACCAAUAAGAGGAAAUAGCACCCAGAGAUCAUUUGAAAUACGUGACAAAUUUAAAGAUUUUUUUACAUCAUCUGGGGGGGCAGUACCAUGGCAGUACGAAAUGGUUCGGAGAGGAAGAAUUAAUGAUUGAUCAACGAUCCGAAAUAGCAAAAUGCACCUAAACCUUGUAAAAAAUGUUUUAAUUAAAAAUUUUUCUUUAUACUUAUUUAUACUUUAUACAGGUAGGUCGUAUGUACAAUAAAUAAAAACAUAACUAUUAAAAAUUUAUUUUUCGUAUGAUGUAUUAUGUAUAACUGCUUAAGAAAUAUAGGUAUGACACGUAUAAUAAUAUGUCAAUAUGCAAGUAUGUAUUCCUUAUUAUAAAUUAUUAAAAACCUAAUAUCUUACCUGGCAUUUGUAAAUUUGCACCAAUCUCUUCCCAUGCCUCUUUACGAAUGCUAUUAUCUUUAUAGUCGACAGAAAAAAUGUCGUAUAAAGAUUUAUGUUCACGGACAUUUUCAAUUAAUAACUCCUCAAAUGAAGACAUUUUCAAAAAGAUAGGAGAAACAAACAGCAUCGACCGAUGUCUGAAGUAAAAUGAUCGUAUUUUAAUUAAUACAAUACCAUCACACGUCACACGUUUUUCAAAAUUGUUUGAAACGCGUGGCGUGGAAUUGAGUGGGAACGCGUUGUGUGUUAUAAAUAUGAUCACAAAAUCGAAUAAUAUUUAAAAAUAAAUGAGUUAACACGCGAUUUGAAAUUAUCGGCGUGUUAACGCGUGGCAUGUUAAGACGUGUUAAGACGUGGCGUGUGAAUAGUGUGUCCCGGCCAU
Messenger RNA from Aphis gossypii (cotton aphid), 2051 nucleotides. RefSeq lists its product as uncharacterized. Bases 132 to 1370 code for a protein of 412 amino acids. The transcript is spliced from 2 exons. NCBI's taxonomy places the organism in Eukaryota, Metazoa, Arthropoda, Insecta, Hemiptera, Aphididae. The record is from RefSeq and is a predicted model, not a curated record.